Salarias fasciatus (jewelled blenny) is the source of this 1914-nucleotide messenger RNA. It is a transcript of the gene degs1, whose product is annotated as delta(4)-desaturase, sphingolipid 1. The transcript is spliced from 3 exons. The record is from RefSeq and is a predicted model, not a curated record. Gene Ontology annotation, cellular component: membrane. Lineage: Eukaryota; Metazoa; Chordata; Actinopteri; Blenniiformes; Blenniidae. Gene Ontology annotation, biological process: ceramide biosynthetic process. Gene Ontology annotation, molecular function: sphingolipid delta-4 desaturase activity. Bases 92 to 1063 code for a protein of 323 amino acids.
CGGGCGAGUCCCGCAGAGCGACGAGAGGACCCCGGCCCUGCUUCUGGACUCUUCUCUGUCUGGCGGACGCGUUUGGAGCAGAACCGGCGGGAUGGGGAACCGAGUGGCCCGGGAGGACUAUGAGUGGGUGUACACGGACCAGCCGCACGCCGACCGGAGGAAGGAGAUCCUGGCCAAGUAUCCAGAGAUCAAGUCCCUGAUGGGCCCGGACCCCAGACUGAAGUGGAUCGUGUGCAUGAUGGUGGUGAUCCAGUUUUUAGCGUUCUACCUGGUCAAAGACUUGGACUGGAAGUGGGUUUUGUUCUGGACUUACGCGUUCGGCAGCUGCAUCAACCACUCCAUGACGCUGGCCAUCCACGAGAUCUCACACAACACGGCAUUCGGGAAUAACAAGGCCCUGUGGAACCGCUACUUCGCCAUGUUCGCCAACCUGCCCAUCGGCCUGCCGUACUCCGCCUCCUUCAAGCGCUACCACCUGGACCACCACCGCUACCUGGGCGGGGACGGGGUGGACGUGGACAUCCCCACCGACUUCGAGGGCUGGUUCUUCUGCACUCGCCUCCGCAAGUUCGUCUGGAUCAUCCUGCAGCCGCUGUUCUACGCCGUCCGGCCGCUCUGCAUCAACCCCAAGCCCAUCAGCCGGCUGGAGCUCACCAACGUGGCGGUCCAGCUGGCCUUCGACGUGCUGCUGUACCGCCUGGGGGGCGCCAAGCCGCUGGUCUACAUGCUGGCCGGGUCCAUGCUGGGGAUGGGCCUGCACCCCAUCUCCGGGCACUUCAUCGCCGAGCACUACAUGUUCCUCAAGGGCCACGAGACGUACUCCUACUAUGGCUCGCUCAACCUGCUCACCUUCAACGUGGGCUACCACAACGAGCACCACGACUUCCCCAGCAUCCCCGGACGCCGGUUGCCCAUGGUGAAGAAGAUCGCGGCGGAGUACUACGACGACCUUCCUCAGUACUCGUCCUGGGUCAAGGUGCUGUACGACUUCAUCAUGGACGACUCGCUGAGCCCCUACUCCCGCAUCAAGAGGCGGCUGAAGGGGGACGUCAAGCAGGAGUGACGGGCCGCCGCCCGCCGCUCCGGAGCUGCCGCCCGCCGCUCCGGAGCCUCCAGAGCCUCCGCCCGCCGCUCCAGCUAAAGACUCAACAGCUUCUGCUCAUUAACCUGCCUGGAGUCACUAAGUGCUCUUCUUCUUCCUCACACCACGGGAAGAAAGCUGCUCCACACCGCUUCUAUAGGUCAACAACUGCAAGGACAGUGUGUGUGUGUGUGUGUGUGCGUGUGCGUCUGCGCGUGUCCGGCUGCAUGAACACAUCAGUCAUUAAAUUUGAGGUCAAUUUCCACUAUUCUGCCCGUUCUUCAUCUAACAUUCCAACUCCCAUUCGCAAAACUCUUCAUUUAGGAUUUUGUACACGCGCUGCACCACACACACACACACACACACACACCCCUCCACAGUACUGAGAUUAAAGAACUGAAUGGACGACAUUUCUUCUUGUUUGAUUUUGAACUUUAGUCGAAGGUCAACAACAGAAAAGCAGCUUUGUUAUCAGCUGUGUGUGUAUGUGUGUGUGUGUUUGUGCGUGCAGCUCCUUGCGUUAUGUCUGCGCUCGUUCCGAGGAGCACGACUGUUCUUUUAAUUGAAGAUGAGAUUGUAAACUGAGUCUAACAGAACAGCUGCUUCUGUUUCUUCUCUAACGCCUGAAUAACUGCAGCAGACUGAACUUCCUGUUUGAUGAAAGGAUUCAUGUUCAGGGGUGGACGCUGCACCACCACUUCCUGUCUGUUAGACUUGGGUUUUUCUGUUCCAGACGAAUCUGCAGAUCCGCCUUUCCCCACAAGUCUUAAUCUGAAAAGAGUUUUUAUUCCUGGAUCCGAGUUUGAAUGAAUUAAAACCGUUUUGAGAUCCGC